CUGUUCUCUCAAGCGCACGGCGAAAGGAGGGGGCAACUUCCGGGCCCUGGCGGGGCUUUUGUGUUGGGCAGCGAGACUCUGGCGAGCUCGGUGUGUCUCCGCCGCUCCUUCCCCUUAUCCCUGGGAGGUCCAAGUGGUUCCGCGGCAGCCUCUGUGGCUCUGGGACCUGCAGGUCCUGGAAGGGCCUUAGGGAAGACCCGAGACACCGGAGAGUGGGAAAUGGAUUCAGUGUCAUUUGAAGAUGUGGCUGUGGCCUUUACCCAGGAGGAGUGGGCUUUGCUGGAUCCUUCUCAAAAGAAUCUCUACAGAGAUGUGAUGCAAGAAAUCUUUAGGAACCUGGCUUCCGUAGGAAACAAAUCAGAAGACCAGAAUAUCCAAGAUGACUUCAAAAAUCCUGGGAGAAAUCUAAGCAGUCGUGUGGUAGAGAGAUUGUUUGAAAUUAAAGAAGGCAGUCAGUAUGGAGAAACCUUCAGCCAGGAUUCAAAUUGGAAUCUGAAUAAGAAAGUUUCUGCUGGAGUAAAACCAUGUGAAUGCAGCGUGUGUGGAAAAGUCUUCAUAUGUCAUUCAGCCCUUCAUAGGCACAUCCUGUCUCACACUGGAAACAAACUACUGGAGUGUGAGGAAUGUCCAGAGAAGUUAUAUCAAUGCAAACAAUGUGGGAAAGCCUUUAUCUCUCUCACCAGUGUUGACAGACACAUGGUAACACACACUAGUAAUGGGCCUUAUAAGGGUCCAGUGUAUGAGAAGCCUUUUGAUUUUCCUAGUGUAUUUCAAAUGCCUCAGAGCACUCACACCGGAGAGAAAACAUAUAAAUGUAAACAUUGUGAUAAAGCCUUCAAUUAUUCAAGUUAUCUUCGUGAACAUGAAAGAACUCAUACUGGAGAGAAACCCUAUGCAUGUAAGAAAUGUGGUAAAUCAUUCACUUUUUCCAGUUCUCUUCGCCAACAUGAAAGAUCUCACACUGGAGAGAAACCCUAUGAAUGUAAAGAAUGUGGCAAAGCCUUCAGUCGUUCCACUUACUUGGGAAUACAUGAAAGAACGCAUACUGGAGAAAAACCCUAUGAAUGUAUAAAAUGUGGCAAAGCCUUUAGAUGUUCCAGGGUCCUCAGAGUCCAUGAAAGGACUCACAGUGGAGAAAAGCCCUAUGAAUGUAAACAGUGUGGUAAAGCCUUCAAAUAUUCUAGUAACCUAUGCGAGCACGAAAGAACUCACACUGGAGUGAAACCUUAUGGAUGUAAGGAAUGUGGUAAGUCGUUUACUUCUUCCAGCGCCCUUCGAAGCCAUGAAAGGACUCAUACUGGAGAAAAACCCUAUGAAUGUAAGAAAUGUGGUAAAGCCUUCAGUUGUUCCAGUUCCCUUCGAAAGCAUGAAAGAGCUUAUAUGUGGUAAAAAAAAAAAACAAACAAUAGAACACCUCUGUGAAUGUAAGAAUUGUGUUAAAGCUUUCAGUUACUCUAGUUUCAUCAGAGCACGUGAAAAAAU
Mandrillus leucophaeus (drill) is the source of this 1482-nucleotide messenger RNA. It is a transcript of the gene ZNF670, whose product is annotated as zinc finger protein 670. Gene Ontology annotation, biological process: negative regulation of transcription by RNA polymerase II. The record is from RefSeq and is a predicted model, not a curated record. The coding region runs from base 220 to 1389 and encodes 389 amino acids. NCBI's taxonomy places the organism in Eukaryota, Metazoa, Chordata, Mammalia, Primates, Cercopithecidae. The transcript has 4 exons. Gene Ontology annotation, molecular function: RNA polymerase II cis-regulatory region sequence-specific DNA binding; DNA-binding transcription repressor activity, RNA polymerase II-specific.